AUGGCGCUCAUCGGCCCACUGAGCGCAGACGAGAAGGAGGGAGAAACUUCCAGAGAUUCACUGGAUGACCUGUUCCCCGAGGAGGAGGAACACGGGCCUGGAACAGCGUCGCACGCCCACGGCAGCAGUGCAGUGGCAGCAGCGCAGCAGUGCGGCUACGAGAUUCCUGCACGUCUGCGGACGCUGCACAACCUGGUGAUCCAGUACGCCUCGCAGGGCCGCUACGAGGUGGCCGUGCCGCUGUGUAAGCAGGCGCUGGAGGACCUGGAGAAAACCUCCGGCCAUGACCACCCCGACGUGGCCACCAUGCUCAAUAUCCUGGCACUGGUGUACAGGGACCAGAAUAAAUACAAGGAGGCUGCGCACCUCCUCAACGACGCACUGAAUAUCCGGGAGAAAACCCUGGGCAAGGAUCACCCGGCUGUAGCAGCCACCCUGAACAACCUGGCCGUCCUGCAUGGCAAGAGGGGCAAGUACAAGGAGGCUGAGCCCCUGUGUAAGAGGGCGCUGGAGAUCCGCGAGAAGGUCCUGGGCCGAGACCACCCAGACGUGGCGAAGCAGCUGAACAACCUGGCGCUGCUUUGCCAGAACCAGGGCAAGUACGAGGAGGUGGAGUACUACUACCGGCGCGCCCUCGACAUCUACCAGAGUCGCCUCGGCAACGACGACCCCAACGUGGCCAAGACCAAGAACAACCUGGCCUCCUGCUACCUGAAGCAAUGCAAGUACAAGGAGGCAGAGACCCUGUACAAGGACAUCCUGACCCGGGCCCACGAGAAGGAGUUUGGAUCAGUCAACGGAGAGAAUAAACCCAUCUGGAUGCACGCAGAGGAGCGGGAGGAGCUGAGCAAGGGCAAGCACAAGGACAGCGCGCCCUACGCCGAGUAUGGAGGCUGGUACAAGGCCUGCAAGGUCAACAGCCCCACAGUGAACACCACGCUGAGGAACCUGGGCGCUCUGUACCGACGUCAGGGCAAGCUGGAGGCUGCGGAGACCCUGGAGGAGUGUGCCACACGCUCCCGCAAACAGGGUCUGGAUCCCAUCCACCAGACCCGUGUGGUGGAGAUCCUGAAGGACGGUGAGGCGGUGGACCGGCGACGCAGCCUGGCCGGCAACCCGGUGAAGUACGAGGGGGGUUCAGUGGGCAGCGAGGAGGUCAGCGUUGGAGUGGAGUGGACCGGGGACGGCAGCGGCUCCUUGCGGAGGAGUGGCUCCUUUGGGAAGAUCCGGGACGUUCUGAAGCGAAGCAGUGAGAUGCUGGUGAAGAAGCUGCAGGGAAACGGGCCACCUGAGCCCAAGAACCCCAGCAUGAAGCGAGCAUCCUCGCUGAACUACUUAAACCGGAGCGGAGACGAUCUCUUUCAGGCUUCCCGGAGUAACCUGGCCGAGACCCGGGGUCUGAGUUCCAGCAGCGUCGACCUGUCCCAUCGGCCCUCCCUCCUGGGACAGAACUAAGGACCCUCACCUCCCCACUCUCACCUUUAGCCCCUCAACUUCGUGCUGGCCACAAUCCUCUCCCUCCCCAGGGCAAGCCCCCUACUGUUGAACAGAGCCCUGAAGAUGGGGAUGGUGGAUUGGACAGGAUGGGGAGGGAGGGCCAGGGGGGAAGAGGGGGAAAAGGCAUGGGGAGGUGGUGCUGUCUUACGCUCCAGAGACCCAUUUUCAAUCCUGACCUUGGCUGCUGUCUGUGUGGAGUUUGCAUGUUCUCCCUGUGACAGCGUGGGUUUCCCGCGGGAGCUCUGCUUCCUCCCACUUCCCAGAGAUGUGUGGGUCGGGGUGGGGGGUUAACUGGCUGCUGUAUAUUACCUCUAUAAUGGUGAGAAGUAGAAUAUGCGGGAGAAAGGGCGGGUGGGUAGAAUGAGUGGG
Molecule: messenger RNA, 1866 nt
Organism: Leucoraja erinaceus (little skate)
Lineage: Eukaryota; Metazoa; Chordata; Chondrichthyes; Rajiformes; Rajidae
Product: kinesin light chain 2-like
Exons: 14
Coding region: 1-1455 (484 amino acids)
Biological process (GO): microtubule-based movement
Cellular component (GO): membrane-bounded organelle; kinesin complex; cytoplasm
Molecular function (GO): kinesin binding
Source: RefSeq, a predicted model, not a curated record